Molecule: messenger RNA, 2354 nt
Organism: Tricharina praecox
Lineage: Eukaryota; Fungi; Ascomycota; Pezizomycetes; Pezizales; Pyronemataceae
Exons: 4
Coding region: 232-2103 (623 amino acids)
Biological process (GO): L-leucine biosynthetic process
Cellular component (GO): mitochondrion
Molecular function (GO): 2-isopropylmalate synthase activity
Source: RefSeq, a predicted model, not a curated record
GCGGCAUCUCGGCCGCCGGCUAUAGGAAUUGAUCAAUUGCGACGAAGCUGUUUGCAACGAAGCAAAACCUCUAUAUCUCUGUGCGUCUUCUCGUGGAAGCCCCCCAACAUUCUUUGCUUGCUCGACGUCAGUUAAUCAUACGGUUGAUCUUUACUUCUCUUCCGAAGCUUCGACACAAGAAGCUAUAAUCCACUCCGCUACAUACCCCACCAAGACCAUCGCCAAUUCGAGAUGCCGAUGCUCAAAGAUCCCUCCAAGAAGUACAAGGCUUUCCCGCCAGUCAAUCUCCCCGACAGGCAAUGGCCGUCAAAGACCAUCACUAAAGCGCCACGGUGGCUGUCAACGGACCUGAGGGAUGGCAAUCAGAGCUUGGUGGACCCCAUGGACUCCGACCAGAAGUGGGAGUACUUCCAAAUGCUGGUGCAGCUCGGUUACAAAGAGAUCGAAGUGUCGUUUCCUUCGGCGUCGCAAGUUGACUUCGAUUUUACCCGCCGGUUGAUCGAGACUCCUGGCGCGGUCCCCGACGAUGUUUGGCUGCAGGUCCUGUCACCGUGUCGCGAGGACUUCAUCAAGCGCACAGUCCAGUCGAUGAAGGGUGCGAAGAAGGCGAUCAUCCACUUGUACCUGGCGACUUCGGCCUGCUUCAGAAACAUCGUGUUUGGCAUGACCGAGGAGGAAUCUUUGGCUCUGGCAGUGAAGUCGACGAAGCUCGUGCGCAGCUUGACCAAGGACAAUCCCGACGCGCAGGAUACCGAAUGGGCCUAUGAGUUCUCGCCCGAGACUUUCUCUGACACGCGCCUGGAUUUCGCCAUCCAGAUCUGCGAGGCUGUUAAGGAAGCCUGGGGCCCUACCGAGGAGAACCCCAUCAUCUUCAACUUGCCUGCCACCGUCGAGAUGUCGACCCCAAACGUCUACGCAGACCAGAUUGAAUACUUCUCACGGAAUAUCUCCGAGCGGGAGAAGAUCUGUAUCUCCCUACACCCUCACAACGACCGUGGAUGCGCUGUCGCCGCUGCGGAAAUGGCACAGAUGGGUGGUGCGGACCGAGUUGAGGGAUGUCUAUUCGGAAACGGCGAGCGCACAGGAAACGUUGACUUGGUCACCCUGGCUUUGAACCUUUACACCCAGGGAAUCAACCCCAAGGUUGACUUCUCAGAUCUUACAAAGGUCAUCGAUGUUGUGGAGGACCUCACCAAGAUUCCCGUCCAUGCUCGUGCUCCGUAUGGAGGCCAACUGGUCGUCUGCGCCUUCUCUGGAUCGCAUCAAGAUGCGAUCAAAAAGGGAUUCAACAUGCGCGAGAAGCAAGGUUUGACGGACGAUGACCACUGGGCCAUGCCCUACCUUCCGCUGGAUCCGGCCGAUAUAGGAAGAACAUAUGAGGCUAUCAUCCGUGUCAACUCCCAGUCCGGAAAGGGAGGUGUGGCCUGGAUUAUCCAACGCGCUUUGGAGCUUGAUAUGCCUCGCGGCCUUCAAAUCGCCUUUUCCAAGGUUGUCCAGAGGGAGACCGAGGCGCUUGGCCGCGAGCUCAAGCCCAAGGAGAUCCAGACGUUGUUCGAGAACGAGUACUACCUCAACACGCCAUCUAGGAUCAACUUGGUGGAUUACGAGUUCUCUACCGACCGAUCGGCCUCGCCGGUCCCAGGCUUGGAGAAGGCUUCUGCGAACCCUCGCAGGACGUUCGUUGGUAUCGUCUCAAUGGACGGCAGGGAACACUCCAUCCGGGGUGUUGGAAACGGUCCCAUCUCAUCUCUGGCCAAUGCCCUCAGGUGCAUCGGUUUGGAAUUGGAUGUCAAGGACUACAAAGAGCACGCUAUCGGUCAGGGCCGAGACGUCAAGGCCGCUACAUUCAUUGAGUGUAUCGUUGGAGGCAGCUCGAGCAAGCCACAGACCAUUUGGGGAGUUGGCAUCCACGAGGAUACUGCGCAGUCUUCCCUGAUUGCCAUCCUGAGCGCUGCAAGCAAGGUCGUUUCGAGCAGGCCAGCAACUCCCAUGCCAAUGAAAAACGGAACCGAAAACGGUCUGCAGCCGACUCCUCUGUCAGUACACUCUUCCACCGUCAAGCUGGCAGUGAAUGGUCUGGAAGCACAGGCGGAGAACAUGUAAAAAUUGUCAAUCUUUCAUGCAUUUAGGCGCUUGGGUACGGUGGGAGGGGACGUUUUGGGGCGAAAAAUUUGAUGUUGUGUUUCGUAACUAGCAUUUGCCGUUGGAUAUCAAAAGAGAGCUUAGGCGUAGGUACUUGGUUGAGGUUCACUGCCAAAUAACAAACCGUGUGUACUCUGCAACCUGAUGAUUCUCAGUGGGAAUGGCUAGCCUAGAGCUGGGUAGAGUAUACAUAUAGAGCUGGCUGGCGCCGG